ACGGAUCAAAAUCUCAUUCCUGGUUUCUCCACUGCUACUCGAGAUCAAAAGCUUGAAACUUCACACAACUCAGACCCCAAACCCAGCUUUAAGGUACAAUCAGGAAAAAAGAAAUAUCCUGCCUGUUCAUAACAAGCUCAGAGCCAUCUGCUUGCCCAGAAAAUGCAGGAAAGCAAAGACCCUGCAAUUAAGCUCUUUGGGAAGAAGAUUCCAUUGCAGGGUGAAGGCGACGAUUCUUUAGCUUCACAGGUGGCCAUUGAUGUCGAGAAAGGAGGAGGAGUGCAAAAACCAGAAGAGGAAGGGGAUGAAGCAGACAAGGAAUCACAAUCUGGAAAAGUCACGGAGGGCACUGAACACCUUCCAGACACAAGCAUAAACCCGAAAACACUUUCGAUGGACGAAGAAACUGCAAAAACUUCAGAGAAUGAUGAUGGAAUCAACUCGGAGGAAAAAACACUGAAGAAGCCAGAUCAAGUGCUUCCAUGUCCUCGCUGCAAUAGUAUGGACACGAAGUUCUGUUACUACAACAACUACAACAUCAAUCAGCCUCGCCAUCUCUGCAAAUCCUGUCAAAGAUACUGGACAGAAGGUGGCACCAUGAGGAAUGUUCCAGUAGGUGCAGGACGACGAAAAACCAAGAAUACCUCUCAUUAUCGCUACGUCGCCAUUAAUGAGGCUCUUCGAGUAGCCCGAAUUGUUGCUCCUAAUGGAACUCAUGGAAAAGUUCUCAGCUUUGGAUCAGGUGCACACACGUGUUCUGUCCUGAAUCUUGCAGGUAACAAAAGCGUUUCUAAAAGUACCCGAAAUCGGUUCCACAAUCAUAUCUCCGAGAAUCAGAGAAAUACAUCUUCCAUUGAAGAAAUCAAGAAAAACACCCUUCAAAACCCAUGUCUUCCUGAUGUUCCCUGGCCGCACCCUCCAGGUUUUCCUCCCCUGUCAUCCAAUCAUCCUGCAGCUUUUUGGAAUGUAAAUCUUCCUUGGUUUUCCGCAAACUCAUCUUCUGCAAUCUUAAAGUCAUCGGGAUGUGGUCCGAAUUCUCUGAUAUUGGGAAAGCACGCAAGGGACGGGGACAUGCUUGGACCAGGGUAUCAGCAGAAAGAACCACCGAAACAGAGAAAUGGCUCUGUUUUGGUGCCUAAAACAUUGAGAAUUGAUGGGCCGAGUGAGGCUGCCAAGAGUUCAAUAUGGGCAACUUUAGGAAUAAAGAACGAAUCACUGAGUGGUGGAAGCAUGUUCGAGGCGUUUCUUUCGAGGAAAGAUGGGAAGAAUCAUAGACACCACAGAGUUGAAACCUCUUCGGUGUUAAGGGCCAACCCAGCAGCCUUGUCUAGAUCCGUUUAUUUUCAUGAGAACGCGUGAAUUAGUAGUUGGUGACAGACAUGCUAGUAAUUUUCUUGGUUAUUGAAUUACUGGAAAGUAGCCUUAAGUGAAGUGGAGAUAAACAAAUAAAAUUACAUAUAGGUUUUACAUAA
Molecule: messenger RNA, 1472 nt
Organism: Prosopis cineraria
Lineage: Eukaryota; Viridiplantae; Streptophyta; Magnoliopsida; Fabales; Fabaceae
Product: cyclic dof factor 3-like
Exons: 2
Coding region: 163-1359 (398 amino acids)
Biological process (GO): regulation of DNA-templated transcription
Molecular function (GO): DNA-binding transcription factor activity; DNA binding
Source: RefSeq, a predicted model, not a curated record